CUGCAGUGUUUGCAUUCCUCCUCCCUCCUUUGAGACUGACAGCCCGUUAGCUGCUGCUGCUCACCGGCAAUGAUACAGCAAACACGGACACUGAAAGACACACCGAGAUGGACUUAGCGAGCACUUUUUACCACUACAAAGACGGAUAUUAUUUAGACAUCGUUGUCUAUUAAGUUUAUUUUUCGCCAGGAUCAUUUUUGUUUCGGGGAAAAAGGAGACUCGACGUGCAAGAGAGGAAUUGACGCGACGACUGAAUUCCUGCGACAUACACCGGCCAGCUAGAAGCUUUCACGUUCACUUUGAAGACCACCUGAGUAAACCUAAACUAUUCUGGGCUAGACUUAUUUUUGUGUGUUUAAUUGUGACACUAAAUAUCUUCAAAAUAAUCGUAAUAAGUAGUGAAGAGACAAGUUGUGGAAGAGCGUGUCUAAUUGCGACUGGCGACCCAACACAGCUUGAAGCUAACCGACGGUUAGCUGAAUUUCACAUUCUUUGUUUUAUUUAUUUACUUAGCCAAUUGAAUACAGUGUUGAUGUCUUUCUGAUGUUGGAUUAAUACUUGUGUUAAGAAGAGUAACACCGCUUAUGAGCUAGCGUUUCGACAACGUAACGACAGCCCGGAUCGUUUAGCUUGAUUUUUAAAGGACAUAAAUCACCUGACUUAUGGCUCGUUAGUAUCGCGGUACUGCAGCUGACCCAGCUAGAAGGUAGCGCCAGAAGCCAGAAGCCACUUCUUGAUCUUUUGCAACUCAUUGAAGGUAAAGAUGCACCACCAGGACUUUACUGGGGACCCGUCUGGGACCGGGAAUAGGAAAACGGCUCACCACUACAGGAGGGGUAGCAGCGGCGCGCCUGCCUCCUCCUCCGCCGGUGGCAGUGGAGUCAACACGGCUGACGACAAUCCCACCCAGGCUGGAUCCAGUUCUCCCGGACUCCACCACCAGCCGCUGUCCCAAGUGUCUGGCGCUCAGGUGAAGAAGAAGAGCGGCUUCCAGAUAACAAGUGUCACAUCAGCUCAGAUCAACGUGAGCGGCAACAACAGUUUAGCAGAUGACACCGAGAGCUAUGAUGAUAUGGAUGAGUCACACACAGAAGACCUCUCCUCCUCCGAUAUGCUGGAUGUUUCCGUGUCCAGGGCCACAGAUACAGGUGUGCCGGAGAGAAGCUCUUCAGAUGAGACCCUCAACAGUUUCCAUGGGGUCGAUACACCUGGAAUUGUAUCACCCAACGAGCCUCUUCACCAUCAUUCCAUCCCUCAGGGGUCUCAGCAGCACACCUCUAUGGUAAAUGGGACCAUGCAGUCUCAUUAUUACCCUCAGCAACACAGCCAGCCCCACCAUCAUCACUCUGAUAGUUUGGGAGGAGUUGAACCCUCAUUGUCAGCUCUUCCCAUUGCUCCCGUGGGUAGCUCCAGCCCAGCUAUGGCUUCCAAAGCCGGGCCUAGCCAGAGGCCACCGGUGUUGGAGGCUGCAGGUGGAACAACCCAACCACUAGCCCCUAUUGUUGGUGGGACAGCCACUGAUCCACAUCUACAAGGCAGUGGGAACGUUCCUAAUGUGUCAGCUAACACUGCUGCUGCAGUUCCUUCUACUUCUGGGCCUGCAGGUUUUGACAACACUAGUGUGAGUGGACAAGUAGCUUCUGUUGGAGGAGGAACAGGACUCUCUGCUGCUGCCCCCAACGCUCAAACCCAGCACACCCAAACUCAGACAGCUAUUGGCUCUCGUUUUAGGGUGGUCAAACUAGACACUAACUCUGAGCCAUUCCGCAAAGGAAGAUGGACAUGUACAGAGUAUUAUGAAAAGGAGGUUCCUCAUCCAACGACAUCUGAGGCACCAAAAGGCGUGGAGGUGGCUGUAGAGACUGAGGCUGGUAACGCUGGGAUUAGUCAGCAGGGCAUACCUGCUGUACAGCCACCUCACACGCUUCAGCCGCCGAGUCAAGAUUUCACUAGUCCACAAGCCAUGCAGAGCCCACCACAGGGACUGGCACAAACCACUCCUCUGACCUAUGUUUCACCCCAGGAGAUUGUUGGUGGGACCCACAUGCAGCACCCAGUGGCUCCUGUCAGUGUCCCUUCUACAGCGACAUCACAGGCUCACCCUGUAAUACCCCAGCAGCUGCCCUAUACUGUGGAUCCCCACCAGGCUCAACCCCAAGGAGGCUACCAGUUCCAUGGAGGGGUCAUAGCCCCGGGAAGUGUCCGGCAGCCAGACUUUAUCCAGCCUACUGCUCCCUUCCAGACCCAGGUCCAGCCUCCGCUGCCGCAUGUUACAACAGGACUCUCCAUAACGCCGGUUUCAGGGGUCAUGGCACCGCCACCGAUCAGCAUUCCUCAGCAGCUACCCCAUCAAGGUUCGGUAGCCCCAGCUGCCCAGGCAACCUUUGCCGGACAGCCACAGACCCUGCCAACUCAACCUCAACCACAGCCACAAGUCCAGUCCCUCUCCACUGCUACAGUCCCAGUAGCGCCCACCCAUGGGACCCCCUACAUGCCUUUGAGUGCACUGCAAGCUGACCUCCAGCCUCUCCUCACCCCGGGUGCCACCUUCACCCAGGUCCCUGGAGGAGGGAGCUCCAUAAGAACAUCCCAGCUGGAGGAUGCCCAGAAGCUCCUGCUCCAGCACCAAGGCCUGCUGGGUCUGCCCAGGCUAGGGGCCGCAGCAGGUGGGGAUGGGGCUGCACAGGCCGGUGGCGCUGCCGGAACCCUGGCCCACAUGGGGAUGUCAGCUGAGGCCAGCGCCUUCAUGGUCGCUGCUGCUGCAGGCCUCAGGACUCAGCAUGCUGAAGGAGAGGAGGACAGCUCUUCCGGUGCAAGUGUGGUGGCCAUUGACAACAAGAUUGAACAAGCAAUGGACCUGGUGAAGAGCCACCUCAUGUACGCCGUGCGCGAGGAGGUGGAGGUGCUGAAGGAGCAGAUUAAAGAGCUGAUCGAGCGUAACACUCAGCUGGAGCAGGAGAACAACCUGCUCAAGAACCUGGCCAGCCCCGAGCAAAUGGCUCAGUUUCAGGCACAGACAGAAACUGGCGGCUCCCCGAAUGGCACCGCCCAGCCUCCGGUCCCGGCCGGAACCACGCAAGUCCUCCCUUCCACACAGAGCUCCGGCACAUCUGCGUAACACAGAAACGGCACACUGGAGAAGCCCCCCCCCCCCAGAGGAUGAGAAAUAGGGGGAAUGGAAGGAAGAAGAAAAGGAGGAGAAAGAAGUUUUGCCAUACUGUGAACUGACUCUAACAUCAAGACCGACUAUGCCACCGUCUCGAGGAGGGCACACGUCAGCUGAACCGGAGGACAAUUUUUGUUGUCGUUGCACAUUUAAUUGAACUGAAAGACUUUGAAAUUGCACCGGUGUGUGUGUGUGUGUGUGUGUGUGUGUGUGUGUGUCUCUGCUUUUAUUACCUGCCUCAGACCAUCGUCGUCUUCAAUAUAGUGUUGAUGAGCGGAAGGACAGAGCUGACAGGAACUGACAGUCGACCCUUACAGCCGCUGCCAUUGUUCAGAGCCGCCAGCGGAGGAAGGAGCGGGGUCCCGGCCAAUCAGUGGGAGUAUGCUGCACGCUCUUGUCAGUGCUGUCGAAUCCCUUGCUGUGUGACCUGUGGAAAGUGUGCCAUCAUCUUCGGCCCCCCCCCACCUCAACCCAGCACUGUCCAUCCGCACACACUUUUUUUUUUUUUUUUUUUUUACUGCUGCGUUCCAUGCACUUUCGGACGAUAUUAACAGCGGACGAACUAUAAAGAUGUGUACGACCCAUCUGGAAUGAGAGUCAAACAGCCCAGCUUACAUUUUUCUUUAUCUGAAGACGAUGAUAAUGUCUUCUUGAUGUUUGAGGGUUGAGAGGGGGUUAUAAAGGAUUACGAAAUAUACAUUAGCUGUGCCUCAUUGUUUUCGCUUCGAGAACUCUGUUCUCUUCAAGGUUCCCAUUACCAUCCCCACCUUCAACGCACUCUCCCCGGUCUCGGAUGGAGCAUUCAACAUUUAUGCAGGGAGUCAAGGUUUUUGUACGAGAAGUUUGUUUGUUUCAAUGUUUCCGCUCUUGUUGAUGUAAUUAACGUCCUAGUGAUGCGUAAAAAAGUAAUUGAUGGAAAGGCAAAUAAGUAGGACAUGACUGUUUCUCAGUAGUGAACUUUGUACAGAUAAAGAAUUUCCAAUUCAAGUGCCUGGUUUCUAACCAUAGAUACAUAUAUAAAAGCUUUUUUAGUUGUUUUAUUCAAUAUGUGUAUAUAAAUGUGUGUGUAUGUAUAUAUAUAUAUAUAUAUAUAUAUAUAUCUAUGGUUUUGCCAGGUUUUAAACUACCUGUGAUGUCAUUACUCAGGUUGGGAACACGAGGAUAAUUUACCUCGACACUAAGAUGCUGUCUCUCCUGCAGUGACAUACGGCAUUGUACUGUAUGCGAACUCUCUUCUGCCGUUGCUUAUCUCAAAUACUCAAAUUAUCUGGACUGUUCCACCGCUUGGGGACGUGUGAUAUUGUUUGUUUGUUUUCAUGAAUGACAAUGGUUUCUUUUUGUACAGCCAAGUGUUUUUGAGUUGCUCGUUGUGCAACUGGAGCGCUGAACACAAUAAUGACACACUUGGCAAAGAAAAGGAAAAGGCCUAGCAGAAGUAUGUCGAUGUUUUGUGCAUGUUCCUCAGCCCAUCACAAAUGUGACGUUACAAUUGCACUAGACAGUUGCACCUCAAAUAAAAACAAAAAUGUAAAA
Messenger RNA from Sander lucioperca (pikeperch), 4699 nucleotides. RefSeq lists its product as uncharacterized. Gene Ontology annotation, biological process: regulation of transcription by RNA polymerase II. Bases 764 to 3118 code for a protein of 784 amino acids. The transcript has 3 exons. NCBI's taxonomy places the organism in Eukaryota, Metazoa, Chordata, Actinopteri, Perciformes, Percidae. The record is from RefSeq and is a predicted model, not a curated record.